AAGCCUAUCAGUGCCCGUCAGUGCUGUCUAUCAGUGCUACCUAACAGUGCCAGUCACUGCCACCUAUCAGUUGCCCAUCAGUGCCCACCUAUCAGUGUCCAUCAGUGCAGCCUAUCAGUGCCCAUCAUUGCAGCCUCAUUAGCGCACAUCAGUGAAGGAAAAAAAUCACUCAUUUACAAAAUUGUAUAACAAAAACUAAGAAAAACUUUUUUUUUUUUUUCAAAA
Staurois parvus is the source of this 225-nucleotide messenger RNA. The record is from the annotation of a GenBank genome assembly. NCBI's taxonomy places the organism in Eukaryota, Metazoa, Chordata, Amphibia, Anura, Ranidae.